Molecule: messenger RNA, 990 nt
Organism: Didymodactylos carnosus
Lineage: Eukaryota; Metazoa; Rotifera; Eurotatoria; Philodinida; Philodinidae
Source: the annotation of a GenBank genome assembly
AUGCAUCAAGUGGUAAAUAUAAAAAUUUCGACGCGAGUAAUAAGACCUACUCCAUUACGUGAAGCUCUCAUGAAACUUCUCAAGCUGAAACAGCCUGUUGAGAACUAUAUUUCUGAAUCAAUUAUAACGGGUUGUGAAGUUUUUGGCCAACAAAAACUGUUGAUAGAAAAAAAGUCGAGUAAAUCAGUUAUUCGUGUAAUUCAAACUGGUCAUAUACGUCAUUUAGUGUUGAAUACAAAAGGUACCAAUUUAAUACAAUCAUCAAUGAAUAUGUCUAAUACAUUUGACCCAGUUGAUGAAUACUCAUCACUGUUCUUUACAUGUCUGAUAUGGAAUGAUGAACCCAAAGCAAUAUUAAUACUUGGACUUGGCGCCGGUAUUGUACCACGAUUAUUUCGUAAAUAUUAUCCCAUGAUACAAAUUGACAUUGCUGAAAUUGAUUCGAAUAUGUAUGAGAUGGCAAAAAAAUAUUUUCAUUUUAAAAUUGACUCUAAAAUGAAUGUAUUUAUAACAGACGCAAGAAAAUACGUUAAUUCUAUAAACGUUAAUUAUGAUAUUAUAUUUUUGGACGCUUUUAAUGAAAAUGAUGAAGGUACUCCGUUUCAUUUGAGAACUAUAGAAUUUUUAUUUAAAUUAAAAACAAUUUUAAAUAAUAAGACAGGUGUAUUAGUAACAAAUUUACAUGGAAGUCAUAAAUAUUAUAGUAAUAGUCGUCAAACAUAUUCAUAUGUUUAUAAAUAUAAUUAUGCUUUCAAAGGUCAAAGAAACAUGAAUGUUAUGCUUGUAUCGGGUGAUGAGAGUCUAGUUCCUUAUACAUACCAGGAGAUGAUUAAUAGAGCAUCUCAACUUCAAAACAAACAACAAUUUAUAUUCAAUUUAACUAGUGAGAAAACAAGACCGGCAACACUAGCGUACUGCCAGCUACUACAUGCCAAAGGCGAAAAACAAGAAGAAGUGAACGUAGGUAUCGCCGAUAGUAGCAGUGGAUGA